Messenger RNA from Mytilus californianus (California mussel), 2448 nucleotides. RefSeq names its product sulfotransferase 1B1-like. Bases 227 to 913 code for a protein of 228 amino acids. Gene Ontology annotation, molecular function: sulfotransferase activity. The record is from RefSeq and is a predicted model, not a curated record. Gene Ontology annotation, biological process: sulfation. The transcript is spliced from 4 exons. Gene Ontology annotation, cellular component: cytoplasm. NCBI's taxonomy places the organism in Eukaryota, Metazoa, Mollusca, Bivalvia, Mytilida, Mytilidae.
UACCAGGGGAAUGUUUUUCGUAGAGCUAAAAAAAAUCAAGAAUUUAUUCAUUUAAACUUAAAGAUCACUUGAAUAAAUGUAUUCUGAAAGGGGUCCUUCUGAAAGGUGGUCAAUUUAACAUCGUAGGGAGAUUUUAUUUUGAAUACACUAUUCAUGUAUUGAUAUAUAUAUUAUACUUAUUUUCAGGAAGGUUAGACCAUUUUACCCCUUCAAUGAAUAUGAAAGUAUGAAACUACCACACAUGUCACCUACCAAGAAAGAUGUAGAUAAGUUUAUGGACUCAGUGAGAAACUUUAAUUCUCGUGAAACAGAUGUCAUAAUCUGUUCGGCAAUGAAAUCAGGUACACACUGGGUGCAUGAAAUUGUAUCCAUGCUGCUACAUCAGACCACGGAAUAUAACAGCCAUGGUGAACUGAAUGAUUGCAACUUUGAAUGUCAAACUGAUUGGGACCGAUUGGAGCAAUGGAACAGUCCAAGACUCUUCCAAACACAUUUACCCUUAAAGUAUCUGCCAAGAAAGCACGUGGAAAACGAAUACAAGAUUAUAUAUCUGAACAGAAACCCAAAAGAUAGAGCUGUGUCAAACUUUUACUUCAUGCAAAAAAAAGGAGUACCUGUGGGGUCCUGGAAAGAGUUUUUUGACAAUUUCGUUCUCAUUGAUUCUUUAUACGGUGGAUGGUUUAGUUUUACCAAAGAGUUUGAGAAAGCAGCAUCUCAAAAAAGAGACAAUAUAUUACCUGUCACUUUCGAAAAACUAACAACUGUAAGUCAAAGUAAUGAAAAGACUCAUUUCAUUUUAGGAAUAAUUGGAGACUGGAAAAACUUGUUUACAGUGGCACAGAAUGAAAAAUUUGACCAAAUUUAUGAGCAGGAAAUGAAGGGAUGCGAUGUCAAAUUCACAUAUAAUUCUUAAUCUCGUUUUUUAUAUAGAUUAGAUUUUCGAUUGUGAGAUGUAAAAUUUUCCACAACCGAUUUAGAUCAACGAAGUAAUAAGUAAAAAGGCACCUUGCCUAGAAUUUGUUUAAUUUCUCGAUUAAUUGUCCACAUUGUACGGAAAGAAAGGUACGGAAUGAAAGAUAUUAACACGGAGAUUGCAAGACUUGUCACUUUAAGCACAUCAAUAUUUAUAUUAAUGUGCAUGAAACGAAAGAAAUGGGUCAUGCCAAAAUUGAAGGACCCGGUUUUGUCAAUGUGAACGACCCGGUUUCGUCCUAUAAUUUCACAAAGCAAGACCCGCUUUUGUCAUAGAAAAUUAUUGCAUAAUCGUAUAAAAUAAAUUAAAAUCCGUCGUUCAACAAGAGUUUGAUUGCCGGUUGGAAAACAGUUUCUUUCAGAGGACAACUUAUUAUUUAUUUGAAUCCGUAAACACUUUAAUUCCUGCUUUAUUGGAACAAAAAAAGUUUUAAUUUUGCUUUGUAUAAAAACGAAUAUUUUUACGGUGAAAUACAAAGAAAUGAGGGUUGUUUCGCAAAUUGAAGUUUAAGCUCUCUAUACGUUUUUUAAUAUGAAUUACGUAAAUUUAAGUGUUCAAACUUAGAUAGUGUAUAUUUGUAUGGCCUUGAAAAUUGAAGGACGAACAUUUGAUAUGUGAUAUUCUUGGACACAGAAUGGUUAUUUUAAUAAAUAUUCCACUCUAUCUAGGAGGUGUAAUCUUUCUACGAUCGUCUGGAAAAAAAAUUCUAAACACAAAUGUUCAUUAUAAAGCAAGAGAAUAAGACAAAUGUGUAUUCAUGAAUUUUCAUGCGGCGCAAAGGAUCUAAAUAAUCUUGCGAUAAAAAUCUGUUUACCCCUCCUUGUAACUAUUAUACUAUAUAUAUGUCUUAAUAAGUAAAUGUCUCAGGCCAUCCAUAAAAUGCAAUAACGAUUAUUUUAUCAAUGAUUUUAUAAAUAAACGGGUUUUUUUUAUCUCUCCAUUGUGAAAUGAUUAUCGUACAUUGACAGUUAUUUUACAUUUUAGUGACGUUGGUCAAGUUUAUGAUUGUCAAUAUGCAAGGGCAGUCCAGGAGCCAAGCGUAUCGAUGGAAAAAAAAUUGGACGAUUUUAUGCUAAAGAAAUCAUUUAUAAAUCGUGAAAAACAUGACAUAAUAAUCUAUUUUGGCCAAAAAGGGGGCGUCCGCCACUGAUAUAAUAUAACUAUAUUGUAGGGAUGGCAACGAGUACUCGAGUACUCGAGUAUAAUUUUAGUACUCGGAUAGUCGUUUGUCUUCUAUAAAUCUUACCAUUUCCCAUCACUUUAGUUCGCUUUGAAAUAUCCUUCGUAAUACUAAUAAUAAACCUUACGCAAACGAUUAUAGACAUUUGUAACGGUGUUUGUACACGGAUUAACACUUUCAUGAAUUAAUAACUCACAAGCCGUAUACUUACUUGUGUUUGUUAAUCUAAACAUAUUUGUAAACGUGAUUGGUAUGAGAUCUACAUUUAAUGUAAAAAAAUGUUUAUUUAAAACUU